CAAACUCUAAGCAGAGACAGGAACCUGGGUUAAGUGUUGCGGCUUAGUACAUUUCCUGUUUCAAAAAAAAAAAAAAAAAAAAAAAAGAGCAGCAAAGAGAAGUCAUUCAAACGAGAUGUCAGUUGCAAUGUGUUAGCACCCGGUAACCCAGGGCUCACCCUUCUCCUUUCUGGCAUGGGGCUUAACUGAGGUCGGGGAGCAGAGCAGGGCCUCUGAACAUCUGGCGAAUCCACCUAAGGGCUGCCCUUGCUGCGUAGAGGUAAGAACCUUUAGAUCUGUGGCUAGCUAUGGAUGUACAGAAGUAAACGCUGACCCUGUAAAGGAAGGCAAUUUGUGUCUUGUUUUUUUCCCCCCGAGGUUCAGCCUGCAUGAUUGACACUGGGAGGUUGUAACAUGAACCAGCAAGGGAUGUUUUUUUCCCUUGAAGUUCGAGUGUUACAGCAUGCAAAAGAGAGAUAAAGGGCAUGCUCAUUAAUUAGGAAGAGUAAUUUUGGGUGGCCACGGAAGAAAAUAAAACCCAUAACUCGCCAGCAAGGGCUCAGAAGUUUGCUCAGCUUGGGGAAGGGAACAGGAGGCAGUGCCACUAGCCAGGAGAAUUAAGGACACGGCAUUACAGCCAGACAAGCUUUUGUGAGGAAAAGGAAAGAAAAACGUGCAGAGUGCAAACUGGAAUGUACCAUUUAAGUCAAGCUAUUGCAAAAGGAAAGAACUUCACCAAAGCAGCCAGGAGAUCAUCACAGGUUGGUGUGUUGUGUGUGGAGCCGUGGACAAUAUGAUCAGUCGAACUGAGAAGUCCCCGCGCCGGUGCAGGCGUCUGAGUGAGAGUUACGACGAGAAGUGCGAGCGCCGGCACGAGACCCGUGAGAGCUUGUGGAGGAGAAACAAUGUCACCACAUGUCGCCAUGUGGGGCAAUGUCGGAAAAAGGAGGCAGAGGAGCAGUCCCAGAGCCCCCGCCAGAAAGAGUUCCUGAAGAGAAGGAACUUAGCCACCGAAGAAGGAAAGAAACAAGUGAGGUUUCCUACUGGGACACCAGCAUCUCCGGGACAAGAGUGUGCAACAGGCACCCCCAAGGAAGCAUCCUCCUGGAUGGAUCUGAGGUCACCCACAUCCCUCCAGAAUAACAGCACCUCCAUGGUCCAUCACAAGCAUCCCCAGCACAGUCUCAACGAUCCUCGCACGCAGAACAACUGGCACUCCUGUGGCAUUUCAUCACAAAACAUCCUCCCUAAAGACAUCUCCAAGCUUAGCCGAGGCACUCAAACAUUAACAGAUUCUAGUGCAAUAAAGAAAAAUUCAAGCCAACAAACAGACUGUGGGAUAGCAGUAUUAGAUAAGGAAAUAAUUCAACUUUCCAACUACCUCAAGGAGGCGUUACAUCGAGAGCUGCUGCUGAAGCAGAAGAUGGUGAUUUUACAGGAGCUUUUAUCCACAUUGCUGCAAGCAUCAGAAAAAUCUUGGAAGGGUCAGCUGAAUGAAGACAAACUAAAGGGUAAACUGAGGGCCCUUGAAAAUCAGCUUCACACCUGUGCCCAGAAUUACUCAAAGGACAGUGUGAAGAGGAUCCUGAUGGAGAUGGAGGACCAAAAGCAGACCUAUGAGCAGAAAGCAAGAGAAGCUCUACAGAAGCUGCUGGAGGAGAAACUCCAAGCAGAACAGCAGCUACAGAAUACUCAGAGGAUCCUGGCAGUCACAGAAGACGACUGUGCUCUCUGGAAAGAACACUAUGACACAUUAAAAACAGAGUGGAAUGAGACAGCCACUAAGCAUACUGAACUGGAGAACAAGCUCUAUGUUUUGCAGAACCAACUGCAAUGGGCAGACACCCAGAAUGAUCAGCUCCGCCAGGCCCUGUGUAACUUGGAGAGUGAGCGUGAAGAUCUCUAUUCGAGAAUGGAGGCUCUACAAGUAGACAGGCAGCUCAGAAUGGAGCAUGUCAGUGCAAUGGAAGGUAAAUUGCAAAAUGAACAAAAGCAAAAGCUGGCGCUGGAGGCGACAAUCACUCGUUUGCACAACCAGUUACAGAACCAGUCCAAGGAGCAGAAGGCUCAGGAAGAGGUGGUAGUAAGAAAAGAUCAGGUUUUAACUAUGCAGAUCCAACCCCCCAGUCCAGUCAGAGAAAAACAAGAUGCUUUGUUAAAGCAUCCAGACGAUGAGGGAGAGGAAAAUCUGAAGGACCAGGUGCAGAAGAGGACAGCCCAACUCAUUGCAAAGGAAAAGGAGUGCGCAGAUCUCCGCUCUGAGCUGGAGGCCCUGAGCGACGAGUACCGCUCCUGCAUGACCAAGUUACGUCAGUGCCGAGAUGAGCUCAAUCAGUUCCAGAGCAAACAGUCAAAAAGACAAUGUGGCCACUGGAUCCCCCUCCUAAUGGUGGUGAUAGCAGCAGCCAUGGCGGCUUUCUUAGCCAAUUUUGUACCCUGAGAAUCCAUCCGUUUCAAUUACCUCAGCUCAGCAACUGACAACUUUUUUCACUGUAAUGUAUAAAAAUUUUGUAGGGUUUUUGGGGGGAUAUUUUUGAGCUGGUCUCACUCCUCAACAAAUUCACACUGGUCCAAUAAAUGCCGUGAGAUCAU
Emys orbicularis (European pond turtle) is the source of this 2571-nucleotide messenger RNA. RefSeq names its product TRAF3 interacting protein 3 (gene TRAF3IP3). The record is from RefSeq and is a predicted model, not a curated record. Lineage: Eukaryota; Metazoa; Chordata; Testudines; Emydidae. Bases 773 to 2419 code for a protein of 548 amino acids. The transcript has 17 exons.